Molecule: messenger RNA, 1153 nt
Organism: Rhodofomes roseus
Lineage: Eukaryota; Fungi; Basidiomycota; Agaricomycetes; Polyporales; Fomitopsidaceae
Product: short-chain dehydrogenase/reductase SDR
Exons: 10
Coding region: 221-1003 (260 amino acids)
Source: RefSeq, a predicted model, not a curated record
GCGAUAGGAUUCACCACCUACAAGAUGCUUAGUAACGUCACCGGAGAUGGUGCUGGCAAUUGCGUCUUCGUGCGUAUAUGCCGACGCAAUUCCCGGCCUUGCCUUCUCUGUUUACUGGUCAGGACCUAUAUAAGCAUCGUCACUUGAGCGAGCCUCCAGCACUUUCAGUUUCCCCACACCCACCGGAGCCUCGUACUAAAUCGCAUCACAAGCCCACAACAUGUCCGUUCGACCUGUGAUUGUUAUUGCUGGUAUCGGUAACGGUACAGGUACCGGUGCCGCCACAGCUCGCGUCUUCUCAAAGCAAGGAUAUAGAGUAGCAUUGAUUGCUCGGAACGCAGACCACCUCAACAAGUUCACCUCAGAAUUGAAGGAAACGGGCGGGGAGGCGGCCGCGUUCCCCGUCAAGGACUACUCGUACGGCGCGGUCACCUCGGUCGUCGAGGGCAUCCGCAAGUACCAAUGGCAGACACCCGAGAAAGCCGAGAUUCGCGUCGCCCUGUGGAAUGCGGCGUUCGGGGCGUGGAAGCCCUUCUUGGACGUUACUGAGCAGGAAGUCCACGACUCAGUCGAGGCCAACUUUGUCGCCCCCUUUGCGUUUUCGCGCCAGAUCAUCCUGGCGUUCCAGGAGAACGAGCUGAGCGAGCUCGGAAAGAGGGGGACCCUGCUCUUCACUGGUGCCACCGCUAGUUGGAGGGGAAAUGUGUCGACGAGUGUGUUCGCUGCCGGAAAGUUCGCAGGGCGCGCUCUGAGCCAGAGCUUGAGCAAGGAGUUCGGGAAGCAGAACAUCCACGUUGCUCAUGCUAUCAUUGACGGAGGCAUCCUCACCGACCGAUCCCUCUCCCGCCACUCCAAUCCAGAGGACCACAAGCAGUUUGCCGAAAACGCAGACAUUCGCCUCGACGCAGAGAGCAUCGCUAAGAGUUACCUGUACCUGGCGAACCAAGACCGUUCUGCCUGGACUUGGGAGCUCGACCUUCGCCCAGCGCACGAGAAGUGGUGAAGAAUGUGAAGGAAUUGCUGUAUUACCGAAUGAGCUGUAUCAGUCGUUGUAUCUGUAUGUCAGCAAUGCGUAUUGGUAUGUCACUGUAAAAUGCUCCACAAACGAUGUUAUGAGCACGUAGUACAUACGCCACAAGACGAGACGCUUCGC